Macadamia integrifolia is the source of this 2655-nucleotide messenger RNA. Its product is annotated as protein tas. The record is from RefSeq and is a predicted model, not a curated record. The transcript is spliced from 8 exons. Gene Ontology annotation, molecular function: oxidoreductase activity. Lineage: Eukaryota; Viridiplantae; Streptophyta; Magnoliopsida; Proteales; Proteaceae. The coding region runs from base 1317 to 2330 and encodes 337 amino acids.
UAUAUGCAUUUGAACUAGCUUUGCUUCAUGGAUGCGAUGGUAUUCGGAAUUCAAUAAUCUUAUUUUCAGAUGUCAGAAGUAAUCGAAUUUCUCAAAUUGUUUUGGUUGACUUUCACUCCUUUUGCUUUAUCAAAUUCAUGAAGGUGACAAUGAGAUAUUCCAGCUUUGACAGAAAUGGCCUCUCCUCGUGAAUGUCAAUUUCUUCACGUGCGCAAUGUUUCUCCUAAUUUUGUUGUCUGGUUAGCUGCUAUUCUUUGAAUUUUUGGGUUUCUGGUCCAUGAUGAAAUCCCCACAAUCAGCUUAUGCAUUACCACAAGGACAUUCUCAAUAUUUGGUGGAUAAGACAGGUGAUUGAAUGCUUGUAUUAGAACAGACAAUUCCGUUAUUUCCCCCUUUUUCUGAUUCAUAAAAGCAAGUCUGUAUCUGCACAGUUGUAUUUGUGAAUUGACCAGUUCUUGGGUAACGGAGAGAUGAUAGGAUUUCAAUUUCUUAUACAGAAGAAACAAGUCAGUUGAGCAAUUGUGAUAAACCAUCUGUAUUUCAGGGUUCUAAGUAACCCCACUUCUAAUUCAAGCUACGGCAUGAUUUUACUGGAAAACUCACAAUAACACAUCAAUCAAAGGCCGAAUUUCUGCGUAAGUCACAAAUUACCAAAGUGGGAAACUCAUAACCUACUCUCUGUUGGUGAGAUGGCCAUCCGGCCUCAUCAUGGAACCAUGGUAACGGUCACUCCGUUACGGAAGGAGUAAUUUCAGGAGUACUUGUAGGGCGAUACCGCUGAUCGGAAAAGAUCCGUUGUUCAACAGAUCUUUUGACUCUAUCUCUAUAAAAGAGUCAAUAGUAAAGUUGGAAAAAUAAUAUACGCAUAUGAUCAAUCAGUUGGAGCCCAAAAUCCUGGAAACCCUCUAUCUUCUUCUUCUUUUUGUUCUUGAGAAACCCUACACUGGUAUCAGAGCAAAGGUUGAGAUCCAAAGCACCACCGAUAGCUAAAGCUUGGCAAUCAUAGCCGAUUGGAGACCAGUUACCCUCAUCGAACUAAUUAUCUUGAAUCUGAGGAUCGAGCUGCCCGCCGGUGGCUGAACUUGAAGUUUCUUCCUCUCACCCAUCUCGAUUAUAGCCGUGAGAGUGAGAAGCAUUUCGCUGCUGCAGACCUUCUACAGAACAUUACUUGAGUCGGGAUAGCGAGAAGCAGUUUGCCGCUGCCAUAUCUUCUUCUGAUCAAACCACCGACGGAUUUGUUUUGAAACUUUGCUUUAAGAAGAAAUUUAAGUGCUUUACUUUGAACUGCAAUUACUUUACAGAGAAGUACGGCUGAGAUGACAUUCGGGCAGCAGAAUACGGAGAAAGAGGCUCAUGAAAUGCUUAGUUAUGCAUUCGAACGUGGUAUUAACAUUUUAGAUACUGCAGAGGCGUAUCCAAUCCCAAUGAGCAAGGAGACGCAAGGAAGGACAGAUAUUUAUAUUGGUAAUUGGUUGAAGUCUCGUCCUCGUGACAAGGUAAUAUUGGCUACAAAAGUUUCUGGUUAUUCAGAGCGAUCAAGUUAUUUACGUGACAAUGCAAGUGUUUUACGGGUUGAUGCUGCUAACAUUAAGGAAAGUGUAGAGAAAAGCCUUCAGCGCCUCAACACUGACUACAUUGAUUUAUUGCAAAUUCAUUGGCCGGACCGCUAUGUAGCAUUAUUUGGUGAGUUUACAUAUGAUGCUUCAAAGUGGAGGCCAAGUGUUCCAUUUGUGGAGCAGCUCCGGGCAUUUCAGGAACUCAUUAAAGAAGGGAAGGUAAGAUACAUUGGUGUUUCUAAUGAAACUUCUUAUGGUGUGAUGGAGUUUGUUCAUGCUGCACAAGAUGAAGGACUACCAAAGAUUGUCAGCAUCCAAAACAGCUAUAGCCUGCUUGUUAGAUGUGGAUUUGAAGUUGAUUUGGUUGAAGUAUGCCACCCGAACAAUUGCAACAUUGGCUUACUUGCUUAUUCUCCUUUGGGCGGUGGAGCUCUGAGUGGAAAAUAUUUUGAUAUUAAUUCUGAAGCUGCAAAGAAAGGAAGGCUGAACCUCUUCCCUGGAUACAUGGAGAGAUAUAAUAAAUCCAUCUCCAAGGAAGCAACAAAAUUUUACAUUGAAUUGGCAAAGAAACAUGCCCUAACACCUGUUCAGCUCGCCCUUGGAUUCACUCGGGAUCGUUCAUUUGUGACUAGCUCAAUCAUUGGUGCAACUUCACUUGACCAACUAAAGGAAGACAUCGAUGCAUUUGUAACAACAGAACGUCCUUUUCCACCUGAAGUCAUGAUGGAGAUUGAGAACAUAUUCAAUAGAUACAAAGAUCCAGCAAUCUUUUGAGUUAUUAUGGUAUAAUUUGCACCUGAUUCAGUUUGACCUUUUCUCCCAUGGAAGAUUUUGGUUACCACACCUUGCCUGUUUUGAAAACUCAGUUCUACAUGAAAUGCCCAUUUAUUUUGCAAUAGAUUGGAUAAUUUCAGUUAUUCUUGGGCAAGUUAUAUGAAAUGUAUGGGGCCUCAAUAUGUGAGAAGUUUAUGUAAAUCAAGGGGUAUUCCAUGGAGGCCAUAAUAAACCAAAGGUUGAUCAAUCGCCACUUAUCUGGAAUAUUGGCUUGGAUUGAUAUUGACUUUGUUUGACUUCGUACUAAUUUCCACGCAUUCUAUCA